CGGAGGUAUUCGGUGCAGUGCAUAGAAACUAAAAGCGUAAAUCGAUAUCCCGCGAUAGUCGACAAAGACUAACGAAACGAGACGAGACGAGACGAGACGAGACGAAAUUGAGUUUCACGAUGACGUUGGUGCGCCUUCACGCGGCAAAUAUACCGAAGAAACGUUGAUGGAGCAGAAGGAAAUCGUUUCAACGGCUGGAAGAUGACCGUCUCGAUGGAACACAAGCGUAAGAGCUCGUGGGAUUCGAAGAUAUCGGUAAGCACGGUAAGCACCAGAAGAUUCAGCCGUGCAGGAACACCGAGCUCGAUCCUGUCGUCGGACAGUGACAUACGAUUUACGAGGAAGCUCGGUGGACAGUAUCGUUGCGGAUGCUGCGUGCUAGCCGCAUUCUUGCUUUUCCUCCUCUUUUCUGGCAUCUCCAUAUACCUUGGCUACACGUUUCUAACAUCGGACCCUCCGGGUGAUCAGAUCUUUUUGGCGACAUUCCGAGUGAUAGAGGGUGACUUUUUCGCUCCGGAACUAACAGAUCCCUCCACCGAGGCCUUUCGAGUACGAUCGCGAGAGUAUCGCGACCGACUUAAUCUUAUCUUCCGUCGCAGUUGGCUCAAGAUUUCUUUUCUCGCCGUGGAAGUAUUGGCACUCGAUGGAUCCGAUGGCAGGGAUUUGGUGGUUCAUUUCGAGGUACGAUUCGAUCCACGAUAUCAGACCAUCACCACCGCGGAUGUCGUCGAAAUCCUUACGCGGGAGAUCAAUCCCGAAACCGCAAAGUAUUUAACGAAUCUAACGAUCGACUCGCAAAGCCUGGAAGUUCAGGAGAGCUUGAAAGCUUUGAACGCUCAGGUCGGUCUACAAACGACAGUUUCGACGCCACCACCGACCACUACACCGCCGCCUCCUAGAAGGUGCAGCAGUCUGGAUUUGUCUUACUGCAAGCAUCUCCCGUACAACGUUACGUCCUAUCCAAAUAUAUUGGGACACCGUUCGUUGGCUGACGUGGAAGAGGACGUGAUCGCUUUCAGGGAGUUAGUCGAUGCGGAAUGUUACCGAUUGGCGUACGACUUUGUGUGCCAAGUUUUACAACCGGCGUGCAUAUCGAAUCAACCGGAAGACCUGCUGCAGCUACCGUGCAGGAGCUUCUGCAGAGAGUUCUGGAACGGAUGCGGCAGCCGACUUCCGGACAGAAUUAAACGGCUAUUGGACUGUUCGAAUUUCCCGGAGUACGCCGACCAAGGUGGAUGCAGAGCAAAGCCAGGAUGCGUGCAAGCGCUUCAAGCGAAAGCAUUGUCACCGAGAAUUUGCGACGGCGUGAUCGAUUGCCCUGACCUUUCGGACGAGAAAAAUUGCGCUUAUUGUCGCGACGGUUACAUGCACUGCGGUGUAGGUAGAACUUGUAUUCCACGUGGCAAGAGAUGCGAUGGAAAGGCGGAUUGCAGCAACGGUAGCGACGAGAAGGAUUGCCUAUCCCUAGCGCCGAGUAUUCGUUCCAUAAAAUCGCAACCAUCGGAUACACCGUUCGCGGCGAAGUAUAACAGCGAGGGAUUCGUCGUGUUCAACGAGAAGGGUACCAUCGGGAAACUCUGCACCGCGAAUCUGAACGCGACACUGCCAGGAACGGAAAUGGAAACCGUUCUUCACAAUGCUGCCAGUUCUUUGUGCACUCUAUUGACUUACGCAGGAGUGAAUUCCGUGCAAGUUCGAGUCGACGACGAAGAGGAUAUUCAAUACGUCCACAUGGAGGAUCCAUCUGCCACGGAGAUCACGUUCGUCAGAGCACCCUGUCCGAGCAAGGAAGUUAUGUACGUGCGAUGCUCCGAACUCGAGUGCGGUGUACAGUCGUUACAUGCAAAAAGCGGUAGUCGAGGUCUUAAUAAAAUGGCCGAGCCGGGAGACUGGCCCUGGCACGUAGCUCUCUUUAAGGAAGAAGUACACGUAUGCGAUGCCACGCUGGUGGCGGAAAAUUGGUUGAUUACCACGGCUUCUUGCUUUCAAGGUCAGCCAAAGGCAGAAUGGUCCGCGAGAAUGGGCACUGUCCGACUGUCGAGUACGUCGCCGUGGCAACAGGAGCGUAGAAUCGUGGGUAUGAUUAAAUCACCGGUAGAAGGGAGCACAACCGUUCUAUUGAAGCUCGAUCGACCUGUAACCACGUUUUCCGAUUUCGUAAGACCCGUAUGUCUGCCCUCGAGUCAGGAUCCACCGAUGAAUGCGACUCAUUGCAACACGCUCGGAUGGGCCAGAAAUCGAGAUUUACUACAAAGGGUACAGCUCAGGCACAGUGCAAUGGAACGAUGCGAAAAUAUUAGUAUCGCGUCGGUGAAUAGCGUUUGCACGGAACCAGCUUACUCUACCGAUGAUUGUAACGAGGAAGAGGUUGCCGGUAGUCCUAUGUUGUGUCUCCAGCCGGAUGGUCGCGGGUGGGCAUUAACAGGUGUCGGUAGUUGGCGAAUAGCUUGCUCGAAAGCCGGUAUCGAAAGGCCUCGAUUAUACGAUAAAAUUUCCUCGAAUAUCGCCUGGAUUAAAUCUACCAUCGAAUAGAUUUUUAUCUAAUAUAUUAUUUAAUAAAUCCACAUGGACUGACAGGGACUGAAAUUAACAUUGCGGCGGUAUACAAAUAGAUAUUCCAUACGCGAUAUGAAAUCCAUCGCUUCUCGUUUCGUACAAUUUUUCUAUCCUAUCUAACAGACUGUAAAAUAUCCAUUGUAAAUUAUUACGUUAAAACGUGUCGUAUUAUCGUGGGAUACAUUUCUCGCACCGAUUCGUG
Molecule: messenger RNA, 2758 nt
Organism: Eufriesea mexicana
Lineage: Eukaryota; Metazoa; Arthropoda; Insecta; Hymenoptera; Apidae
Product: atrial natriuretic peptide-converting enzyme
Exons: 12
Coding region: 202-2532 (776 amino acids)
Biological process (GO): proteolysis
Molecular function (GO): serine-type endopeptidase activity; protein binding
Source: RefSeq, a predicted model, not a curated record